Messenger RNA from Copidosoma floridanum, 949 nucleotides. It is a transcript of the gene Nse1, whose product is annotated as SMC5-SMC6 complex component Non-SMC element 1. Gene Ontology annotation, biological process: double-strand break repair via homologous recombination. Gene Ontology annotation, molecular function: ubiquitin-protein transferase activity. The record is from RefSeq and is a predicted model, not a curated record. Gene Ontology annotation, cellular component: Smc5-Smc6 complex; nucleus. Lineage: Eukaryota; Metazoa; Arthropoda; Insecta; Hymenoptera; Encyrtidae.
UCGUUUGAUUAUUUUUGCAAAAGAAAAGAAGUAAUUCGACAAUGGUUCAGGAUUACGAUGAUCGUCAUCGGACGUUUCUGCAAGCCAUUAUGCAGGGAGGAGCUGUCAGUGGAGAGGAUGCAACAGUCUUGUGCUACAGGAUUUUCAACGAGAGGAUAAGCGUGGAAAGAGUAGCUGGGCUCAUAAACGAUAAGUUGUCUCCCAUAGCGAUGGCCAUGAAAGCCGGGACGUGCGAGUUGACAGGCCAGACGUACUGGAGCGUCGUUGGCACCACCCACGAGGACGCUGUCAUGCUACCGUCCGAAUUCUCGAAGGCAGAGAGAGCUUUUUUGCGAGCCGUUUAUUCCGAGAUCAUCAAUUCCGAGGAUGGGUACAUAUCGAGCACGGAAUGCCUGAAUUUGACUGGAACGCUUGAUAUGAAGUUUUCAUUAAGCGAGGCCGACAAGUUUCUUAAAAAAGUCGCGGCGCAUAAAUGGUUGCACUUGAAGGAUGGUUCGGUUUUUAUCGGAGUGAGAAGCAUUGUGGAAAUGAUGCCUUACUUCAGGGCAACGUAUGCGGACAAUUUUCACAAUUGUCGUUUGUGCAAGGAAGUUUUGUUCGCGGGUCAAAAGUGUCCAAAUUGCGAGGAAAUGUAUCACAAUUAUUGUGUGGCCAAGUAUACAGCUAUGCAGAAAACAAAUCAAUGUCCCAACUGUAAACAACCGUGGGAUGACUACGAUGUAUCUGAUGUAGUAUUAAAUUCCGAAAAUAAUAGUCAGGAGGAUGAAGAUGAAGCGAUGGAUGUUGCCGAGGAAAUCAAACCCUCUCAACCAAUAAGGAGUUCAUGUAAAUCGAAAAAAAGACAAAGGAAUGAAUAAUCGUUGUGAAAACAGAGUAUUAGGGCAACACUUUCACUAGCAUGGCUCAUAAUAUCGUUCAACACUCUCAAUUCUUCAAUGGCAGAUUCUCA